Molecule: messenger RNA, 1245 nt
Organism: Fusarium oxysporum Fo47
Lineage: Eukaryota; Fungi; Ascomycota; Sordariomycetes; Hypocreales; Nectriaceae
Product: RTA1 like protein-domain-containing protein
Exons: 3
Coding region: 1-1245 (414 amino acids)
Cellular component (GO): membrane
Source: RefSeq, a predicted model, not a curated record
AUGCAUUCUAAUCUUGGAGCUCUUAUUCUUUAUCUCCUUUCGGGAUCUGCUUUGGCUUCAGCAAUCCCUGCACAGACACAAAGCCACGAUGUUACCCUUGUAGCUCGUGCUACUGCGACAGAGACAGCUGCGCCAGAGGGAUGGUUCACCACUACGAAAAACAUCGCUACCAUUGGCGGUACAACAGAUAAAUACGUUACCAUCCCCGCCAAAACAAUCUCAAUCGUCAUCCCAACAUGUGUCCAAACUCUCGAACCCGAUGAGAACGGAUAUCUUCCCCCUGGAACAUGCAACGCCCACUGGAACUAUUACCCCAGCUUUGCAGCAGCUGUGGUAUUCGCUGUACUCUUUGCAGCCCUUACAGGCGUGCAUAUUUGGCAAGCCGCUCGGUAUAAAAAGACAUGGUGUUGGGUUAUUAUCAUGGCGGGGAUCUGGGAGACAAUGGCGUUCACCUUCCGAGCGAUAAGCACGAAACAUCAGCAAAGCACGGGUGUACUCUUGACGUUUAACAUUUUUAUUCUUCUCGCGCCAAUUUGGGUUAAUGCGUACGCAUACAUGACUCUUGGUCGGAUGGUCUACUACUUCAUACCCUCCCAAUCCCUGCUCCGCAUGCCGGCUGCUACUCUAGCUGCCAUUUUCGUCGGUCUCGACAUCCUAUCAUUUAUCGUUCAGCUUAUCGGCGGAAGUAUGUCUGGACCUGGGUCACCACCUGACGAGCAGAUGAAAGCCGUACAUAUCUACAUGGGUGGCAUUGGUCUCCAAGAAUUCUUCAUUGUCAUAUUUGUCGUCCUCUGCUCCCUCUUCCAGAAGAAGAUGCACACGAUUGAGCGCCAAAACCAAGGCAUCAAAGCCUUUGUUACCUCGGACUGGGGCAUGCUUCUCUGCACGCUAUACUUCUCACUAGCCAUGAUCUCUGUGCGCAUUAUCUACCGACUCAUUGAGUUCUCUGGCGGUAUGGGUCAAGACAAUGCUCUAGUCACACAUGAGGUGUACUUUUACAUUCUUGAAGCAGCACCUAUGUUUUUGGCGCUGUUGGCGUUUAAUGCUGUUCAUCCGGGAAGGAUCAUGACAGGUCCCAAUUCCGAUAUGCCUGGGUUGUUCUCAUUUAUCAAGAACAAGAUUAAGGGACGAAAGGGAAAGCAGUUGUUGGACGAUCGCAGCGACAGUGAUGUUGAGUUGAAUACCCGGUAUGAACCGACUAGAGAGGUUGGGCACUAUGAUACUGAGCCCCCGCGUUAUGGAUAG